CAAUUAUAUAUCUCAUUCAAUGAGAGGAUUUACAAAAAAGAUUAUUUUUAAUACUUAUAGUUUCUUCCUGGUUUUCAUUAGAGUGAAUGUUAAGCAAUGGCGAUGUUGGUGCUUGUUUUCUUUGCUAUCACUGGAAAAAUUCAUGCCAUUCCCAGUGGUUCCCCGUCUCUUUCUUUACUGUCCUCAUACAGCGUGAACGAAGGACAAACAAUAACACUACGGUGUUCGGUCUCUCAGAAUUCGAGGUCGCCUGAUCCAAUCACGUGGCACUGGCUCUGUGCCGAUGACGACCUGACCGCGAACAGUACGGACGACGGAGGAGGAUCAUCCACCCUGAGGUUCACGGCGGACCGGAAGUACGACAAGCAGUCCUGUUAUUGUAGGGCGGUGUCACGUGAUUCCUUGAACCUGACAUAUGAUAAGACCUCUAGUUACAGAACCAUUGACGUCAAAUACACACCCCGGUCAUCUCCCAUCAUUAACACUAGUAAUAUAGCAUUAGUCUCUGGCGGAGAAGCAGUCUUGAGCUGUUCAAUUGACUCCAUUGGUAACCCUGCCAUCAGUUGGUCUUGGAAAUGUGGAACACAAUCGAUGUACACUAGGGUACAGAAGAGAGGCCGGACGACGGAAGUGGUGAUCCUGGCGGAGCAGAGACUUGAUGGACUCUCCUGCUACUGUACAGCACAGGCCUCUGGGUUCCAGGCUUCUUCAAAACCUGCACUUGUUUCCGUUCGUUAUAUCCCGUCUGAUUAUCCACAAAUUAGCAGAACUGCGACCAGUGUAAGCGUUGGCUCCCCUGUUGUGCUCCGAUGUUCGUUAUCUUCUGCUGGAAACCCACCAGUCACGUGGUCAUGGUUCUGUAAUGACGUCAUGGUGAAUAAAGGCGUUAAUCAAAUGGGGAAAUCAACAGAGUUAUCUUUCCUUGCCGAACAGAACGACGAUAAAAAAGGAUGCUACUGUCGAGCGAAGAACUCUCUAUCUGUCGCCGGACGAUACGACGAGAAGUCAUCUGAUAGUUACAUACGAAUAAUAGGUACGCCGAUAGUAAGCUCUGUCAGACAAUCAGAGAAGGGUGGAAUCUCACCGGUGGCGUUUGGGGUCACCCUGGCUUUUCUCUUGGUAGUCAUUGUCACGUGCCUUGUGGUUAUUGUUAUCCAACACAAGAGAAUCCCUAAGGAAUCAUCGCUGACCUCAUGGUUCCUCGUCAAAAUAGGGAGACGAUCAAAUUUGGAAAGCCAAAUCCAGGACACAAAAUGUACUAUAGAGGAACAUAACUAUGAGGUACUUACGACGGGCAACCAGAGCAAAGACGCUGAUGAAAGAGUUCCAACUUACCAAAAUUUAAGAGUGAAAAGGGGCCAUAAACAAAGACCUGCUGUGGUUAAGAACAAGGAGCUCUCUGUGAUUCGUUCAUAAGUCUCUCUUUUCCAAGCUACUGUGUUCAAUGUCAUGCUAAUUUCACAUUUUUGGUUUGGGGAGAGGUAAGGUUUCUGGUUUAGAGAGGGUUAGUUUUUUGGAUUAGGGAGGGAUUAGUUUUUUGGGUUUGUGGAGAGGUUAGUAUUUUGGUUUUUUUGGAAGGGUUUAUUGUCAUGCUGAUUUGUUAUUUUUUGGUUUGGGGAUUGUUUAGUUUUUUUGGUUUGGGGAUCGUUUAGUUUUUUAGUUCGGGGAUUGUUAAGUUUUUUUUAUUUGAGGCUUAGGUUUUUUUUGAUUUGGGAGGGUUUUAUUUCUUCAGUGUUGGUAGGGUUUAUUGUAUGCUGAUUUGUUAUUUUUGGUUAAAGGAGGGGUUAGUUUUUUGUCUGGGGAGUGGAUAAUUGCGGGGUUUUUUUGUGGGG
Molecule: messenger RNA, 1832 nt
Organism: Magallana angulata
Lineage: Eukaryota; Metazoa; Mollusca; Bivalvia; Ostreida; Ostreidae
Product: vascular cell adhesion protein 1-like
Exons: 9
Coding region: 97-1416 (439 amino acids)
Source: RefSeq, a predicted model, not a curated record